CUAGGGUGACAGUAUGUAAAAAAAAAAAACAUAAAUAAUAAUAUAAAAAAAAAAAAAUAGAUGAAUACAUUUUGGCCAAGAUUUAUGAAGAAAGAUUAUUUAUUAGCAAAAUUUUACAAGAAAAACACCUUUUUUUCAAAAUGUAUGGACUUUCAUUUAUAUAGAAAAAAAAUAAAAAUCCCAGUGGUGAAUAUAUACCACCAAAAUAAAGUUUUAUCUGUCUCAAAAAAAAUGCUAAAAAUUCAUAUGGGUACAGUGUUGCAUGACUGCGCAAUUGUCAUUCAAAGUGUGAUAGCACUGAAAGCUGAAAAUUGGCCUGGACUGGAAGAGGGUGAAAGUGAUCGGACUUGAAGUGC
Staurois parvus is the source of this 356-nucleotide messenger RNA. The record is from the annotation of a GenBank genome assembly. Lineage: Eukaryota; Metazoa; Chordata; Amphibia; Anura; Ranidae.